Notodromas monacha is the source of this 337-nucleotide messenger RNA. NCBI's taxonomy places the organism in Eukaryota, Metazoa, Arthropoda, Ostracoda, Podocopida, Cyprididae. The record is from the annotation of a GenBank genome assembly.
ACGGAACUUUUUCCAGGCCAUGUCAUUCCCGGCUUUGACUGUUCUAAUCACAAGAUGGUGUCCGCCUCUGGAGCGAAGCAGAGCCAAUGCUUUCAUCAAAUCAGGCAGCAUGUUCGGGGUGUUUUUGGUCAUGCCUACGGCGGGGUUCCUGAUCACGGCCUUUGGUUGGGAAUCCGUGUUCUACGUCACUGGUGCUGUGGCGGUACUUUGGAGCAUCUUGUUGGAAUUCCUGGUGUAUGAUGACCCGCAGACUCAUCCACGAAUCUUGGAAAGAGAGAGAUCUUUCCUUUCUGAAAGCAUCGGAGCGCACAAUUUGGGCGAGAAGAAUCGUAUGAAG